Nematolebias whitei (Rio pearlfish) is the source of this 6096-nucleotide messenger RNA. RefSeq names its product PH domain and leucine rich repeat protein phosphatase 1 (gene phlpp1). The transcript has 17 exons. The record is from RefSeq and is a predicted model, not a curated record. Lineage: Eukaryota; Metazoa; Chordata; Actinopteri; Cyprinodontiformes; Rivulidae. Gene Ontology annotation, molecular function: protein binding. Bases 287 to 5590 code for a protein of 1767 amino acids.
CAGUCACGUCUCCGCCCUGAUCUGCCCCUCAGCGCCCAGCCUCUUCCCAGUAAAUUUAAUCGGUAAAAUGUUUUUUGGGGGGUGGCAGCGGAGGAGACUUCGACAGGGACAAGAAGACAAGACGAAGUGAAUGACAACUAGAGGAACAACUAAUCAACACCGCCCAGUUGGCGGACAUUUAUCACGGUGGGCACGCAUCACGGCUUUUAAAUGUAGAUGUUUGGGGAAUAACGAACUGCGCACCGACAUUUAUUCAGUGUAGGAGGACUCCUCUAGUUUGGUGGAGAUGGAAAGUGUGCAGGCUGUCGCUGAGGACGGAGCGGCGGAUGGAGGCGCGACCAAGUUCAUGAAGAAGCCCAGCGGACUGUCUGUCGCCCGGGGGACUCCCGCGGAUGAUGGCGGUGGCCGAUUGGCACCCUCCCGCGCAGCGACGACGAACGGGCAUCGCAUCACUCAUUCCGCCUCCAUGCCUGGAUCUAGUGCGUCAAACCGAGCCGCGGCGUCUAAUGGCCGGGGCUCGUCCGGCAACUCCAGCUCCCUCCUGUUGAGACGGCGGCGCUUGAAGAGGAACCUCUCCGCCACAGCUGCAGCCAGCACGGCCACCUCGGCAGUCGCUGCCGCCUGCGGCGCCAAGAUGAGCUCGGCCCUGUCCUCUGCGUCCCUGCACACUCGGAGUCUGGAUCGCAAGACUCUGCUGAAGCACCGGCAGAACAUGCAGCUGCAGUCCGCGGAUCGCGAGUGGGUGAGAGCCGACCUCCACCGGGGCUGCGUGCAUGUCCACGACAGACUGACGCCGUCAUAUCCCAGGCCGGUCCUUUGCACUAUGGACACCACAGCCGGCGAGGUGGCGCUCCGGCUGAGUAAACUCAGCAGCAAGUCCAGCUCCGUGAUGCGCAUUUUCUGUAAAGAUAGUUCCAAGACUGACCAAAAUGGCAACUGCAACGUGAAGUAUGAAUAUGACGAUGAUCAAGUGAAAGAAGACUUGAGCAUCCAACGCAGCCACCUGACCUCCUUGGAAUCAGCAGCAUUAAGAGGUCAUCCCCGUGACAGGUUGAGGCUCCUGCUCAUGGAGAAUGCAGACGGCAUGCAAAAGCAACAGGAAGUUGAUGAGAAACUUUUCUCCCCAGAAUCCGAGUCACAGGACAACAUCACCUGCUCUCUGUCAGACUUAACCUCUAACAUGGACACCCCUAUAGAUGACGACUCUGAGCAUAGGAAUGGCCUGGACAGCUAUGGAUUAAACUCUGGCUCUGAUGUGGAGAGCAGUGCAUUUGAUGACCUGAGCUCUGGGGCCCGGCUCAGCGAGCACAGAGACUCUCUGAGUGAUGACAUGAUUCUGGGGACAGAAGCGUCCAUCCUCAGUCCCUCCUUCGAUAGUGCCACAGAAGGUCAUGACAUGUACGGAAGCUCCUCGGAUGAGUUGGAGCUAGAUUGCUCCAUGUCUGGCACAGCUGUGGACCCCGUUUCCCAACACCACACUAACGGCAUCACUGCCGUCACUGCCAACUACAACAUGGGACAUUUAAACGACAUGACAAAAAAUGGGGGACCAGGUAGCAGACUCGACACUCACAGCCUGCCUUCCAGCAAUAGUGCCAGCUCCUUGUCAAGACUCUGUUCUCAAGAUAACUUACCUGAUGCCCAAAAUCCACACUCUGGUCAAGGUGAUGUAAAACCGGUUCUGCCAGAAAACCAAAAAAGAGAGUCUUUUGAUUCCAGCCCUACGCUGUAUGUUCAGCUGCACGGUGAAGCUGUGAGGCGUCUAAGCCCAGAUGAGAGGCCUCUGCAGAUCCAGAAUGACUUUCUCUUUAAGCUUGGAUUUAAGGACCCUUGGAGAGUUCAAGAAGAAGGGCUUAACACAGAAAUUGGCUCCUUGUUACGGUUUUAUGCAGGUAAACCCCAGUGUAUUGAAAACUCAGAGCGGGUACAGCUGUCUGGGGCCUACAAUGUUCGGAAAGGGAAACUCCAGUUGCCAGUCAACCGCUGGACCAAACGGCAGGUCAUCCUCUGCGGGACCUGCCUCAUUGUCUCCUCCAUCAAAGAGAGCCAGAUCGGGAAGAUGCACAUCCUCCCUCUCAUCGGUGGAAAAGUGGAGGAGGUGAAGAAGCACAAUCACUGUUUGGCCUUCAGCUCAGCAGGGCCUCAAAGUCAAACCUACUACGUCAGCUUUGACAGCUUCACAGAGCACCUGCGCUGGCACAGACACGCUGCCAAGAUGGUGUCACAGAGAAUCAACUCUGUUGAUCUGUCCUGCUGCAGUCUCGAACAUCUUCCUCCCAACCUCUUCUACAGCCACGACCUCACCCACCUCAACUUUAAACACAACUUCCUGCCUGCAGACCAGCACCUUCAGCAGCUGCAAAGGUUUUCUCGUCUUCGCAGCCUCAACCUGUCCAACAACCACCUCGGUCAGUUCCCACUGGCCAUCUGUGACAUCCCCACCCUGACGGAGGUCAACCUCAGCUGUAACUACCUGGCUUCAGUCCCCAGCUCUGUGGGAGCCAUGACCAAUUUGCAGACCUUCCUGUUGGAUGGCAACAGUCUGAGUGACCUGCCUGCUGAGCUGGGUUCCCUGCAGAGGCUGAGCUAUUUAGGCCUGUCCUUCAACCACUUCGACCACGUGCCACAGGUGCUUGAGCGGCUGCCCUCCAUGGAGAAGCUUUGCAUGGCCGGUAACCAUCUGGAGACACUCACCCUGCAGAAUUUCAGGCUGCUUCACGUCAAACACAUUGAUCUAAGGUUGAAUAAGAUCUCCGUCAUGGUGCCGGACGAGCCUGAGCUGCUGAGGCAUGUCACCCAGCUGGACGUGAGGGAUAACAGGCUGAUGGAAUUGGACGCCUCUGUCUUUCCCCGGCUGGAGAUUCUUCACUGCGAGAGGAACCGCAUCACCAGUCUCAAAGUCAAGGGUUGCUUGCUCAAAGGCAUCUACGCCUCCAACAACGAGGUAGGGCAGCUGGAUGUCAACCCUGUGCCCUCCAAUCUUACUUACAUGGAUAUCUCGAGGAACCGCAUGGAGUCGUUGCCAGACUGGCUGUGCGAAGCUAAGAAACUGGAAGUCCUGGACGUGAGCCACAAUCUCGUCACUGCGCUCCCGGCGAGGUUGUUCUGCAGCAACAGCCUGAGGAAGCUCAGUGCUGGACACAACCAGUUGCAGGAGCUGCCUGAAAGAGUGGAGCGCCCUCUGCUGGAGGUUUUAGACGUUCAGCAUAAUCAACUGGUGGAACUUCCCUGUAACCUGUUCCUCAAAUCCGACAGCCUGCGAUGUGUGAACGCGUCAGCCAAUAAACUGGAGCAUUUGCCGCCAUCCUGUCUGUCGGAGGAAAGCCACAGCAUCUUGCAGGAACUCUAUCUGACAAAUAACUGGCUGACAGACAAGUGUGUGCCCAUGCUUACAGGCCACACACACCUGCGAGUUUUGCACAUGGCCUACAACCACCUUCAGACCUUCCCAGCCAGUAAAAUGGCCAAGUUAGAGGAGUUGGAGGAGGUUGACCUGAGUGGAAACAUGCUGAAGACUGUUCCCACCACCAUCAUGAACUGUCGAAGAAUGCACACGCUCAUCGCCCACUCCAACGCCAUCGAGGUUUUUCCUGAGGUCAUGCAGCUGAUGGAGAUGAAAUGUGUGGAUUUGAGCUGCAACGAGCUGAGUGAGAUCACUCUGCCGGAGAAUCUGCCUCCGAAGCUUCAGGAGCUGGACCUCACGGGCAACCCACGUCUGAACCUGGACCACAAGACCCUCGAGCAGCUUAAUAAUAUCCGCUGUUUUCGUAUUGAUCCACCUCCAACCUUUUCAUCGAACGAGGCAUCUGGUGGGCCUGCUGUGUGGAGUCAUGGUUACACAGAGGCCUCGGGCGUGAAGAACAAGCUCUGCGUUGCAGCUCUCUCAGUGAGCAGUUUCUGUGGGAGUCGUGAAGCCCUGUACGGUGUGUUUGAUGGAGACAGGAACGUGGAAGUGCCCUACCUUCUGCAGUGCACAAUGAACGACGUGCUGGCUGAAGAGCUACACAAGACGAAAAGUGAAGAGGAUUACAUGACCAACACCUUCCUUGUCAUGCAAAGGAAACUUGGAACUGCGGGACAGAAACUCGGGGGAUCUGCAGCUCUGUGUCACAUUCGGCAUGACCCCACUGACCCCGGUGGCUGCUUCACACUCACAGCUGCUAAUGUGGGAAAGUGUCAAGCCAUCUUGUGUCGGGAUGGAAAGCCGAUGUCCCUGUCACUGAUUCACAACGUGGGGCUUGAGGAUGAAUACCGUCGGAUCAGGCAGUACAGAGCUAUCAUCACUGAGGACAACAAGGUGAAUGGGGUGACUGAUUCAACACGGAUUAUGGGCUACUCCUUCCUUUACCCCUCCGUCAUUCCGUGUCCCUACGUUCAGACUGUCACUCUGACCCCUCAAGAUGAGUUCUUCAUUCUGGGUAGCCGGGGCCUGUGGGAUGCUGUGUCUCCCACCGAAGCCGUGGAGGCCGUUCGGAACGUCCCCGACGGCCUGGCUGCUGCUAAGAAGCUUUGCACACUGGCACAGGGAUAUGGCUGCACCGACAGCCUGAGCGCCGUCGUUGUCCAGCUCAGUGUGAGCGAAGACUGCUGCUCCUGCUGCUGUUCCGAGCAUCCUCAGCCUCCCCCCAGCCCUGGUUUGGGCCCCUAUCCUCCAUCGUCCUCUGCCAUGAAGGAUCGACCCUCGGACGGCUCCCUUGUUGUCCCCCCUUCCUCCUGCAGUGAAAUCAGCAGUGAGAUCAGCACCAGCGAGAUGAGCAGCGAGGUGGGUUCGACAGCCUCAUCUGACGAGCCUCCACAGAGCUCCUUGGUGCUGCUGCAGGAGCAGCCGCAUCACGCCCACCUCCAUCUGCACCAGCAGGCUCAUUUGCUGUCCUUACAGCACCAGCAAGCCCAAACAACCACGCAGCCAUGCCAGUAUCUGCUUCCAGGUUCAGAACUGCCUUCUGCUCGCAGCUGCUGCGCUCUUCAUCCUGCCUGCCUGGCAGGCUCCUUUCAGAGGCAGCUGUCUAGCGCCACCUUCUCCAGCGCCUUGUCUGACAACGGGCUGGACAGCGAGGACGAGGAGCCCAUUGCUGGUGUGUUUUCCAACGGGAGUCGAGUAGAGGUGGAAGCAGACGUUCACUGCCUGAAAGCAGAGUUGUCUUUGCUGUCAUCAUCACAAACAUCUGCACCUUCAUCCUCCAGCCAGGAACGCGCCCUGCUUAUGCUUCCUCCUCCACCUCCACCGCCAAGCACUCCAGAGCCCCUAGAGGAAGACACAAACCAGGGGGACGCUGAGAACGGGCUUGAGCGGGAUGAGUCAUGGCAAGGUGUCGGCGACGGUGGCAAGUUGGCGAGCAAGAGGAGAGUUAAUGGUUCGGUAGCGCGCCAGGAAAAAAGUCACAACCUUAUUGAGGUGGCAGCUGACGCUCCCUCUAAGAAACCCGGAGGUUACUUCACCGCUCCCGCCCAGCCCGACCCAGACGACCAGUUCAUCAUCCCGCCCGAGCUGGAGGAGGAGGUGAAGGAGAUCAUGAAGCAGCAUCAGCAGAAACAGCAGAAAUCCACAGGGACGGAUCAACCCGCUGACUACUACGACACGCCCCUCUGAACAGCAGCACAGUCACCUACAGCCUCGUCUCAUCCUGCGAGCCCAUUUAUGCUCACAAACAAGUGGGCUUCCUUGGGAGGCUGUAAAAUGCACAUUAGUUUCAUCCAGCUUCCAUGCCCUGCACAGCCUAGUCUUUGAAGAAACAUGCACUACAGCACUGAGAGAGAGAGAAACAAGCAAACGAGCCCUUUAAUGAUAUUCAACCUUAAUGAAUUGACGCAGAUCCUCUGUGUCUUAUCCUUCACACAGACUGGAACUUUAUUUUUUACUGUAGACAACCAGCUGAGUAUGUAAUCAACACUAUUGUAUUUGCAAUAGCAUUAGCUUGCCACAAUACCUACGAUGGGUAACAACUCCACGUUUUCUUUUGUUUUGUAAGAACUUACCAUAUCUUGUAAUGUGAAAGCAGAGAAGUUUUUGGAAGAACCUUUUGAAAGCAGAGACGCGUUAUCUUUUUAUUAUCAGUGAGCGAUGGUGAAUGCUACGCCAUUAACACCACACUAAAC